Molecule: messenger RNA, 4523 nt
Organism: Hypanus sabinus (Atlantic stingray)
Lineage: Eukaryota; Metazoa; Chordata; Chondrichthyes; Myliobatiformes; Dasyatidae
Exons: 2
Coding region: 951-3254 (767 amino acids)
Biological process (GO): DNA integration
Molecular function (GO): nucleic acid binding
Source: RefSeq, a predicted model, not a curated record
CUAAACCACGAGUGGGGUCGAGCAGCGCUGCGUGUGAGACAUGGGGGCCUCCAUCUUGCAUGCCCGGAUGUGGGCGGCCAUCUUUGUCAGCAUCAACAUGUCCCACCCCCUACCCGAGUGAGACAUAGGGGCUGCCAACUUGCAUGCCUGGAUGUGGGCGGCCAUCUUUGUCGGCGUCAAUGUGCCCCGCCCCCGACUCACCGUUGUUUAUCGGGCACCAAGACAGCAGUUCAACACUGCCCACCGUAACCCUCGACCAAAGCGCCCCACACCAGCUUGCAAGGUCAAUGAUGGACAUCUUGGUGGAGGGGCACAGGACUAGCUGCCUGUUUGACACGGGCAGCACUGAGAGUUUUAUUGACCUGGACACAGUGCAAUGCUGUGGACUUGUGACACGGCCGGUAAGUCAGAGGGUCACCUUGGCUUCUGGGUCGCAUUCCACAGACAUCCGGGUGGGUUGUGUAGCGACAUUGGUGGUGCAGGGCACAGAAUAUCGGAACUUUGCGCUACUGGUCAUACCUCAACUGUGCGCACCGGUGUUAUUGGGGCUGGACUUCCAGAGCCACCUCGAAAGUGUGACUAUGGCAUAUGACGGGCCCCUCCCACCACUCACUGUCAGGAAUCCUCAGUUUGGUGGGACUUCGCCAUAUACCCCGCUACUGAUCACACACACACACUGAACCACACGUCCCACCCAGCACCAUGCCGACAGCUGCGCUGCCGACACCACUUACAGACUCUCCACCCUCAAGAUCCCUCCCCCAUCGCUGUUCGCCAACCUGACCCUCGAGUGUAAACCUGUGGCAACUAAAAGCAGGAGGUACAGCGCGGGGGACAGGGCCUUCAUUCAGUCAGAGGUACAGCGGCUGCUCGGGGAGGGGAUCAUUGAGCCAAGCACAAGCCCUUGGCGGUCCCAGGUGGUUGUUGUUCGGACUGGACAGAAAGAUAGGAUGGUCAUGUACUAUAGUCAAACCAUCAAUAGGUUCACGCAGCUUGACGCGUACCCCCUACCCCGCAUCGCGGAUAUGGUCAACCAGAUAGCUCAGUACAAGGUGUACUCGACAAUAGAUCUGAAAUCCGCUUAUCACCAGCUCCCCAUCCGCCCAGAGGACCGCCCCUACACCGCCUUCGAGGCGGGCGGCAGGCUCUAUCACUUCCUGCGCAUCCCAUUUGGUGUCACAAAUGGUGUCUCGGUCUUCCAGAGGGAAAUGGACCGGAUGGUGGACCAGUGCCAAAUGAAGGCCACAUUUCCCUAUCUGGAUAACAUCACCAUCUGUGGUCGCAACUGGCCGAAUCACAAUGCCAACCUGCAACGAUUUCUCCAAGUGGCCGAAGCUCUGAACCUUACUUAUAACAGGGACAAGUGUGUGUUCGGAACCACCCGACUUGCUAUCCUUGGGUAUGUCGUGGAAAACGGGAUCAUUGGCCCUGAUCUCGACCGUAUAUGCCCCCUGUUAGAGCUCCCUCUUCCCACCACUCUCAAAGCCCUCAGACGGUGCCUGGGUUUUUUUUCCUAUUACUCCCAAUGGGUCCCUCACUAUGCAGACAAGGCCUGGCCCCUGGUCAAGUCUACCACUUUUCCCCUCUCUGCUGAGGCCUGCACGGCCUUCAGCCGCAUUAAAGGGGACAUUGCCAAAGCAACGAUGCAUGCGGUGGACGAGACCAUUCCCUUCCAAGUAGAGAGUGACACCUCCGAUUUCACGCUUGCUGCUACCCUCAAUCAGGAAGGCAGGCCAGUAGCAUUCUUUUCUUGUACCCUUCAAGGCUCUGAAAUUCGGCACUCCGUGAUGGAGAAAGAAGCCCAGGCCAUAGUGGAAGCUAUUAGGCACUGGAGGCACUAUCUCGCCGGCAAAAAGUUCACCUUGCUGACCGACCAGCGCUCAGUUGCGUUCAUGUUCAGCUACCAACAGCGGGGCAAAAUCAAAAAUGAUAAAAUUUUGCGGUGGAGAAUAGAACUCUCCACCUACAACUAUGAUAUCCUGUACCGGCCUGGCAGACUCAAUGAGCCCCCUGAUGCCCUAUCCCGGGGAGCGUGUGCUAGCGCACAGCUCGACCAGCUAUACGCCCUCCAUGCACAACUUUGCCAUCCAGGGGUCACCCGAUUUUACCAUUUUGUGAAACCCUGGAACCUGCCGUACUCCCUGGAGGACAUCAGGACGAUGAUCAGGGACUGCCAAAUCCGCGCUGAGUGCAAACCGCACUUCUACUGUCCUGAAACGGUGCAACUUGUCAAGGCCACCCACCCUUUUGAGCGACUGAGUGCUGACCUUAAGGGCCCCCUUCCCUCCACCGACCGCAAUGUCUAUUUUCUCAAUAUUAUCGACGAGUACUCGCAGUUCCCCUUUGCCGUCCCCUGCCCCAACACCACUACCACGUCCGUCAUAAAAGCCCUGCGCCAGCUCUUCACUCUGUUCGGAUAUCCCUGCUGUAUCCACAGUGAUAGAGGGUCCUCCAUUAUGAGUGACGAGCUGCGCCGGUACCUGCUGGCUAGAGGCAUUGCUACUACUAGUCGGACCACGAGUUAUAAUCCCCGGGGAAAUGGACAGGUGCAGAGGGAGAAUGCCACAGUGUGGAAGGCCACACUUCUAGCCCUUAAGUCAAAAGGGUUGCUGGUCUCUCGAUGGCAGGAGGUCCUCCCUGAGGCACUCCACUCUAUCCGCUCCGUGUUAUGUACAUCCACCAAUGCCACCCCUCACGAACACCUAUUCUCUUUUCCCAGGAAGUCUGUCACUGGGACCACCGUACCAGUUUGGCUGACGUCCCCAGGGCCAGUGCUACUCUGGAAACAUGUGAGGAGUAAUAAAUACUCCCCGCUGGUCGAGAGGGUUCACCUUCUACAUGCAAACCCCCAGUAUGCCUACGUGGUCUUACCUGAUGGGCGGGAUGACAUGGUCUCCGUCCGCGACCUGGCGCCCGCAGGAGCAACAGACCACUACCCCGAACACUCCCCGGUAACUAUGAACCCUGUACCCGAGGUGACACCACGCACACCAAGCCCUACACAGACUCCUCAUGACGCUCAUAAACCAGGCAUCUCGUACGCGUAUAUACCAGGCGCCUCACACACACGUGAGGGAUCACUGAUGCCUAGUGGGCUGACACCUCCAGUUAGGCCGGAACCAGCACAACCACCGUCUCCGGUGCAAGCACCACUGGCACCUGUGCAAUCACCACCACCGGCAUCUGUGCAAUCACAGCCAGUGCUACGUAGAUCGCAGCGACAGAUUCGACCACCUGAUAGACUUAACCUGUAAAUAUACUUGUAAGAAACUUCGCCACAUGGGGACUCUUUUUUAAAACAAAGGGGGGGUGAAUGUGGUGAACUACAUAUACCUGUCUGGACACGCCCCCUGCUGACUGCUCCUGUGGCUCCUCCCACAGACCCUGGUAUAAAGGCGUUUGAGGUCUGAGCCUGGCUUCUCUGUCUCCAGGAUGUAGUAUGGUGGUCAACCACUGCUUGUUCCUUCUUCCAGUCAAUAAAAGCCGAUAUCUCACCUUUACGUCUCAGAGAGAGUUAUUGAUGGUGCAUCAAGUACAUAUUGUCUUUGCUGGGCCAUUCAUGGACUCCAUGUUCCUGAUUGCGUGGAUGCUCAUUUGAAGUGGCUGGAGAUUAGACCAACGAAGGCAACCACCUCAGCAAAUACUGCCUCCGCUCUGAGGCCUAUCUUCGCCAAAAACGGCCUACCCAAACAAAUUGUGAGUGAUCACAAUGUAUGUCAGAAGAAUUCUGACUAUUCAUGAAGAAAAAUAGUAUGUUUAUUUGAAAUAUGGGUUUGUGAAAGAGAAAUGGAAUGUUUUGUACAUAUACAGUUUUAUGUUGCAUUAAUCUAAAGAGGAUGAAGUGUAAUGUAUGAAACUAUUUCUUUUAGAGCAAUGCCCCCCUUUAGUACUAUGUAAUGAUCUGCUUUCUGCGUAUGCAGUGUUGACUAUGCAUGUGCGUUGCUCUCUCUCUCUCUCUCUCUCUUUCUCCCCUCAAAGUGAGUACACCGGUUAAAGCCAUCUUCCUUGUGCGUGCCUUAAUUUAAUUGAUAUGUAAAUGUACACAGACACAACAAGUAGAGUUGAUUAUCUUGUAUGCAAUACUCAUGAGACGGAGAGUUAACAGGAUACACUGGAUCCAGUACAUAAAAAGUUUACAUGAUCUGUCCUAUAUAGUUCCACUAUGAGAAUAGAUUUCUUUUAGGGAUAGUUUUAAUAAGGAGGCAAGAGUCUCUCUGUGUUAUAAUAUUAUGGGGAGAAAGAAAUUAAAAACAAGAGAGAAUCUGUAGAUGCUAGAAAUCCAAGCAACACGUACGAAAUGCUGGAAGAAACUCAGCAGGCCAGGCAGCUCCUAUGGAAAAGAGUACAGUUGACGUUUCAGGCUGAGACCCUUUGGCAGGACUGGAGAAAAAAAGAUGAGAAGUAGAUUUAAAAGUUGAUUGUUGAAAGAGACAAAGGUCUGGAGAAGGGGCAGUCUGAUACAUGGGGAUAGAAAGCCAUGCAAGAAAGAAGAGAGGGAGGAGCACCAGAGGGAGCUGUUGGGC